CUGCAUUGUAACAGUUUCUGCUUCAUGAAUGACUUCACGUGGAUUAAUCACUCGCAUCUGAUAUUUUCAAUGUUUUCCAGAGUUCGAGCUCCUUCCACAGGUAUUUAACGUAUUUUAAAAGAAUAUCAUAUACCUGGAAUUCACUAAGCGAAGAUUUCAUUGUUGUGCACUGAUUUUAGCCCUAUUAAUGAGCUUUCGAUCCGAGAUGAAUAAAUGAAUUAAAUCCCAAUUUCAACCCAGGAGCAGAUGUUUUUACACGCUUUUUUUUUCACACAGUAUGAAAAGGCGGCAUGAGGGUCAAACAAAAUUGUACCAGUUCAAGAACUGCCGUUUACUGAGAGACAGUAAAUUAAUUGAAGAAGACCUUUGGGUGAGAGACGGCAAGAUUAUUGAUCCACGAGAUGUAUUUUGGGGAGGGAAAGUUCUCGCCGAUGUUCAAAUUGAUUGUAACAGUUUAAUCAUAAGCCCAGGAUUUAUUGAUCUCCAAAUAAAUGGUAAGUUCUCAUUUUGUCUACAUAACUUGAAACUGUUUUGCGAUUGAGAUGGUUGCAGCCUCUUGCAAAGGGGAUUAGGGAAAUGGUUGUGCUUUUGCUCCAUCUUGAAACCUAUCACGUUCAUGUUGUUUGAAGGGGGUUGGGUUUAUGUUUGUCCCUGUGGAGGCUGUAUAGGCACUUAACCUUUACACUCUAACGUCAGUAUUCAUAUUCUCCACACUGUUCUCUGUACAUUUACUGAGGUGCUGACAAGGAGAAUUUGUCUAACAAUCAAGAGUUUCUUCAGUUGAUGAUCAUUUCUUUUAUUCUCAUGACAUUAUAAUGUGUGAUUCAGUGGUGAUAUUGUAGAGAGAAAUUUGAUGCUGGUCACUCUUAGGUGUUUUAAGGUUUAGACUCCACAUUGACCUUGUAGGGUUCCUCAGAUCCCCAAGGUAGAAAGAGAAUCUUCCAGCAGACCAUGAUUUCUCUUACAGCUUGAUGGGGCUCUGCCUCUGCUUAUGUUUGUCUAUGUAUACAUAGGAGACAAUGAAGCCUUGUAUUUUCUUUAAUAUUUGUUACAUUCAAGGUGGAUUUGGAGUUGAUUUCUCUUCUGAUCCCGAUAAGUUGGAGGAAGGUUUGAAGACUGUUUCCAAGGGUUUGUUACAGCAUGGUGUGACAUCUUACUGUCCUACAAUUGUCACAUCAUCGCAAGCAAGUUACAAUGAGGUAAAUAAAAUCCUAUUAUGGAAUAGCAACAUGCACACUUAAAGGCCUGUCCUGUUAGAGCUUAUCAUGGUUUCUGUUGCAUGGAGUGACAGGAAAUAUUACAUGUUCUUGUAGUGUUGCUUUCUUCUCUAGGAAAAUCUAGCCAUAUCAGAAGCUAAUAAAUCCUUGACCCUUCAACUCCCAGAUCAAAUUUGUACUUCUCUUUACUGUCAACCAUACAAUUCUCAUGAUGUUCCUUCAGAGAAUUUAGUAUUGGAUCAACCAAUUAUCCCCUAAUUGAUAUUUCUCUUUAUUCUCAUCACUUAUCUGGUCAGUAUUUUAUUGAUAUUAUAAGGAGAAAUUCUGUCUUGGUCACUCAUGGGAGUUAAAGGGUUAAAAUGCUUUGUGGAACUUUCAUUUGUCCCCAGAUUUUGAAGAAGAUAAAACGAACCCCAGGUGGAGUUCAUGGUGCAGAAGUAUUAGGUGAGAAUUACCUAAUAAUGAUAACAAUAUCAAAAUGAUGAAACUGAUGGUUUUGAUAAAUAUCAUGAUGGUGAUAAUUUGACAAUGGAGAUGUAGAUGAUAAUGCAAUCAUUAUAGUUGUGCAGGGAAUGACAUUUAUGACAGCUGCGAUAAUGGUGAUGAUGAUGAUAAUCAUGAGGAUAGUGACUGUACACCUUGAGAUGGAACAGUAGUAGUGUGUUGACUAAAUCAGCAAUCCUUGUAUGAUUGUGGUCAUUUUGUAGUUAAUUCUAACACCAUGAUGAUCAUAGAUGAAUUAAAAGGGUUAAAGCAACUCAGUUGUUAAUCAUCAUAAUCGCAGGAGCCCAUUUGGAAGGUCCAUUCAUAAAUCCUGAAAUGAAAGGAGCUCACAAAGAACAUCUGAUGAGGCAGAUCAGCACCAAAGGAGCCCAAGAAAUUGAGGACUUUUAUAGUUCAUUAGAUCAUGUUAGCAUCAUAACAAUAGCUCCCGAACUGGCUGGGGAAAGUAUGGAGUCCAUACAACAGUUAGUAAAGAGGAACAUUGUGGUAUCAAUAGGUGAAUUUUAGAAACAACUUUUCCUGUUUUAUCAAUGGAAAAAAGAAUAUGACCUUGUAAUCUACCAGGCUGUGCAAUCAAGUAUAGGGGACCUGACUGCAUUUAAAAAGCCACUUGAUUAUUCUGACAGGCAGCUUUUAUUUUUUUGCUCUAGAUAGAGUACAUUAUUACUAUCUUAGGUGUUGCAAUCAUCUUAUAUUUUCUACCAAAAUUUUUAUUCUCCAAAAGUUUUCAUUUAAAGGAGGAAUCCACUGUCAGUACUGUGUUCAAUCAUUACUAACCAUUACUUGAAAUGUGGGAAAGGCUAAUAUCAGCAGACUGGACUGUGGAGGGGGGGUCAAAAGGUCCAGGUUUGAGUCCUUAGCAGGUCAUUUAUUGUGGUUUUGGGAAAGACGCUUAACUCACAGAGACCCUCUCCACCCAGGAGUAACAAUGGGUCCUGGCAAACUAUCAAGGAUACCUGAUAAAAUUCUUGGGGGUAGCAUUCAGUGCUAUGGAAACAAGGAUAUCAAACUGUGGCAGUAUGAGCCGUUAAUGCAUGCUUGAGAGCAGACUUUACCUUUACAUUUGUUGCUCAAAACAGUUGAGAUUUCCUAUCUUUGCAGGUCACUCAGCAGCAAACUUGUCCAUUGCAGAGAAAGCAGCAGACAAUGGUGCUACAUUUAUCACUCAUCUAUUCAAUGCCAUGUUGCCAGUAAGUAUUGUGUUAGCAGGUCAGAAGGUCAGAAGGUCAGAAGGUCAACAGACUUUACUCAAGCCAAUUAAAUGAAGAGCCCCUUAUUGAUCACAUAAAAUUUUCAGGGGGGUUGAACCUUCUGUCUUUAUGGAAAUCAAGGUGAAUUUGAGAAAAUUAAUAUACAAGGACAGUAGUCCCUUGAGUACUAUAAUUUGAUCUGAAACAGAACAAUAAAACCACAAUAAGGCAAAUUAGGUCUUUCAUCCUGUAUUUUAUUGUAAUAUACCAUGUAGAACCUAUGACUAUAACUUUUGGUUUUAGUUCCAUCACAGAGAUCCUGGUAUUGUUGGACUUCUCACAAGUUACGAUAUCCCUAAACCCAUAUUCUAUGGACUUAUAGCUGAUGGAAUUCAUACACAUCCAACAGCCACAAGAAUAGCACACAGAUCACAUCCUAAUGGUAUGGAAGAGUUCUGUAGCCUUACCAGUCUCCCACUUUGAAAAGGGGGUUAAUUUCUUAAGAAACUAUGGUGCUGUGUCAGUAGCACCCCAUUUACAGGUGUACUGGGGACCAAGGAGAGAAGAACAAAGAUCAUUAUUUUCCAGGAAAAACUUAUUCCUUGACUGUAAUGGCUUCUGUUGCAGUGAUGUUGUGAUUGGUUCUCAUACAAUUUUGAAAAGCAUAUCUUUCUGCGAAACCUGUAGGAAGCAUCCUUUUUUGAUGCAACUGAUGCAACUGAUGCAACUGAUGUCAAACUCCACCCAUGCAAUAAACUUGUUCUUGAGUACCUCACAUCAUUUGAUUUGUAAUAUACAUUAGAUCCUUCCCCUUUCUCUUUCAAACUUUCACAAACAAAAAAGCUUGUGCAUUUGGUAAUCUUGUUUUCUUUUUUUCUCAAACAGGACUUGUUUUAGUCACUGAUGCUAUUGCUGCCCUUGGACUUCCUCCAGGAUUACACAGGCUUGGCCCAAUGCAAGUCGAGAUAAAUCAUGAAAAAGCCACCUUAAAAGGAACUAACACACUUGCAGGAAGGUAUAGUCUAUAGACACUAUGCUACACCCUAUGGGAACCAAUUUCACUAGGACUAUUUGGGCACCUGGGCUGGGUGAGGAAGUCAGAACUCCCCCCCUCCCCCUUCACACUGAUUCCUGUUUAUCUGUGCCCUUUUUCUUUUUCCAUUAUUUCAUCUAAAGUAUUUUACACCUUUGCACUCUCUCCUCCAAUCAGCCCCUCCUCCCCUAGCACAAUUACUAGUUCCUUUCACAGUAAUACAAAACAAGAUAAUCCUCUUUGUAAUAAGUUAGAAUGCUCAUCCACCCUAACAUUAGCAUGCAUAUUCCCCAUACUGUUUUUAGUACAUUUCCUAAGGUGUUGACGAAGAUAAUUUGUUUAACAGUGGAGAGCUGAGCCAACGUGUAGCUGUACCCUCCUCCCCCCCGCGCGCAAGGUGAAACGGAAGCGAUCGAACUUUUACGCCAACCUGACACUAAUCUUAUAGCGGGGAGGGGAUGGUACGGCUACACGUAGGCUAUCGAGAGUAGCUAGCCUACGUGUAGCUGUACCCUCCCCCCGCAAGGUGAAACGAAUGCGAGGGAAUGUCCACGCAAACCUGACACUAAUCGUGUUCCGUGAGGUCACUCUAAUUUAUGCAAAACAAUGUCACUUGCUAAUAUUUUUUUACGAAGUGACACGUGUUAGCGUAAAGGUUAUCGAGAUAAACAACAACAUUGAAGUGAAUUUAUUUUUCCAUUUUUCUGGUAAAUUUGCAAUUUAGCGACCGAGUUCAAAUAUAUACGACCGAAUAAGUUCAAACGCGGUUUCUGCAUGAAAACAGGCACAAAAAAGUGAACAUAGUUUCGACCGGUUUUCUCAGUUGAUCUAAAGUAAGUUUUUAUUAAGAUAGUGCACCUAGUUUUCUGUGACGAAGAACAUAGUGACCGGUUCAUCUAGUAGUUACGAAAACGAAGACCUAAGACCAUCUACGAAAACGAAGAGCCAUUACGAAAACGAAAAGCCAUUACGAAAACGAAGACCCCCUGCGAAAACGAAGACUCAUUACGAAACCCCCCCACCUACGAAAACGAAGACCUAUCACGAAAACGAAGACAUAUUACUAAAACAAGUUCAAAAGAGGUUGGUAUUACCAUUGUGGACAAAGAUUAUGUUCAUGAGACACACUACGAAAACGAAGAUCCUUACAGAAAUCUUGAAUUCUGAAUUUGGCACGUCUGCAAUUUUAUCCGAAAUAUUUCAACAGUAGAGCCCCAUGAAGCCUUCAAUGGGACUACUUUAAAGCUAAAACGACUACUACUCUACUGUUGAUCUUCGUUUUCGUGGGGGGGGGGUCUUCGUUUUCGUAAUGGGCCUUCGUUUUCGUAGGGGGUCUUCGUUUUCGUGAUGGGUCUUCGUUUUCGUAGGGGGUCUUAGGUCUUCGUUUUCGGGGUCUUCGUUUUUGUAAGUACCUCUAGAGAAGAAAGGCGAUCGAUCACUGGCACUGCUUAAGAUAUUAAAAAUUUUCCAUAGCCAGUUGGUAACGAAACGGAGGCAGUGUUACCUUCGAAAAACAUAUCUAUGGCUUUCUGCUGUUCUUCUUGAAAUGUCUAUAUCCCAAAAGUCGCGCAAAUUUGCCUUGAAACUUCGUAGAUCGCUGUUUUCUGAAAAGUUGACCAUAUACGCGUUUUGUUCACUUGUUCGUUACUAUGAAAACAAAUUACCAAAUCUAGCUAAUCAGAAUUGACGAAAGAAUCGACAAAAAGGGGUUAACCGAAAAAAGGCACUAUAUUUUUAUUGCAAAAAGAGAAACGUCACCGAACAUGGGUAGUGUCAGGUUUGCGUAGACUUUGCCUCACCUCCGUUUCACCUUAGCGGGGAGGGGAUGGUACGGCUACACGUAGGCUAUCGAGAGCUUCUUUAAUUGAUGAACAUUUCCCCUGUUCCUGUGACCUUAAUAUUUGUUUCAAGUGUGACAUUGUAAGAAGAAAUUACACGCUAGUCACUCUUAUAGGUCAGAGGGUGGAAAGAACAAUGCACAAUCAUUGUGUUUGAUGAUCAAAGCUCUCCCUUUAUGACAAGGAAAGCUUUUCAAGGGUGUAAGUGACAUCUGAAGACCUUUCUAUGUCUGUUACUCACUAUGUGAACAACAUGAUAUUAAACGUGUUUAUUUUAGCAUUGCAUCAAUGGAUGUCUGCAUUCAGAGAUUCAGAAAAAUGUCAGGUGAGAACCUGUUGUCUUCUGUUUAGUGUAGGUAAUAAAACAUGAGUUCAAGUGCAAUUCGGUGGAAAUAAGCACAAGUAAAUUUUUCAAAGACAACAAAAUUGCACGAGACCGUUGGGCAGGUGAAAUUUGUAGUCUUUGAAAAAUUUAAAAGUGCUUAUUUACACCAAAUUAUACGUACAGGAAAUCAUGUUAUUACUUAUUUAUCAUUUAAAUGAAAAAAGCAUCACGAUAGUCAAGACAGACAGAAUUUUUAAAACACGUUUACACUAUUUGUAAUAUCCACCCUUUACACGUUUGCACUCAUGCUACAUGAAAAAUGGACUCGUUUUCAGCGUCAUUUUUUCGUGUGCGUUAUUAACCCGUUUACAGAAGUUCACAAUUUCCACUGUUUCAAUCAUUUGCUUGCUGGAUGAUGAAUUAAGCAAUACACUUUAAUCACCUCUAGGAAACAAAAAGUAUAAAACUCGCUGUGGCAGCAAAGUAUCAUUUCCAAGAAUUCCACAAUGGCAAAUUGUUUGAUUUUCCUUCAAAUUCUCAGAGUGAAAAUUAUGGGAAAAAAAAAAAAAAAAGCAGUUGGUGAGUAGAAUUUGUAUUUAAAUCUUGAGAGUGAAAGGUUAAAGGAAUCCUCUUCUUUCAAAAUGUUUCAGGCUGCAGCGCAGUGGAAGCACUUGAGGGUGCUACUCUACACCCUGCCCAGGUGCUGGGGAUUGAACAAAGGAAAGGCACCUUGAACUACAAAUCUGAUGCAGACUUAGUCUUCCUGGAUGAAGACCUCAAUGUGCAUGCUACAUUUAUUGCUGGUCAGCCAGUAUGGCUGCAGAAGGAAGGUUUAGUGACUGGUGUCGUGAAACUGAACUACAACAUGAUGGGGAGUAAAUCAAAAAAGUGUCACUCCUAGACUAGCUGGAUAAUCAUUCAGUACACAAUGGCAACAACCAACCACUAACUUAGAAUUUCUGGACUGAGCAUUCACAUCUAAGAUAAGUCCUUCAAAUUUGAACUCAACCCUUUGACAAAAUAAGCAAAUAAGCACUAUGAAUUUGCCACCAAAAUGUUAUAAAAAAUUGUUAAAAAUUGGUGUGAAACUGUUACCCAAAUCCUAACAAAUUGUUUUCCAAUUUUGAUUUUAUUAUUAGAAGAUCUAAAACUAUACUUAAAUGAAUUUGACAAAGUAUAUUUUUAAAAGAAAAGAUUAUUCUGAAAGCAGUUGCUCAGCAAAUAAUUUUGUAAAUAUUGUGGUCAAAAACAUGCAAUAUCCAGCCUCACUGCCAUCUUUCUAAGAUGUAGAGCUGGAUCAAUAGGCAUGAAAUCUGAUAAUUUUUAGUCCAUUCAGAGUGUGGUUAUAACAGCAUCUGAACUAUGGUGCUAACCCAACUGCCUUCCCAAACAGUAAUGUCUAAUAACUUAUUGAUUUCCAAAAUUGCACCCAAAAGAACAAAUGCCUUUCUGAAUUGCAUUCCUAAAAUGACUCUAAAUCUUACAAUGAUUCUGAAUCAUAUUCUCAAAUGCUGCAAAUGUAAUUAAUACACACAAAAAAGUUACACAACUAGCCACUGAAACGAAGAAUUACUUGUAAUUUUUCCCAACUUUCUGUAAAUUUAUAUUACAAAGGAAUAAUCAUUCUCAUUUAUUCCUAAUUUUUGUCUGUACCAUCUUAAUAAACAAAAAACUGUUCUCAUUUUAAUAAUUAAG
Messenger RNA from Pocillopora meandrina, 7802 nucleotides. Lineage: Eukaryota; Metazoa; Cnidaria; Anthozoa; Scleractinia; Pocilloporidae. The record is from the annotation of a GenBank genome assembly.